Aspergillus ibericus CBS 121593 is the source of this 728-nucleotide messenger RNA. RefSeq lists its product as uncharacterized. The transcript has a single exon. The coding region runs from base 126 to 542 and encodes 138 amino acids. The record is from RefSeq and is a predicted model, not a curated record. NCBI's taxonomy places the organism in Eukaryota, Fungi, Ascomycota, Eurotiomycetes, Eurotiales, Aspergillaceae.
ACCUGUCUCGUAACGCUAUGUUGAUCUACGUCGGCUGACAUCACUUCCUGCUUGCUUUUAGUUCGCUGUUAUAUGUGGAUUCUUCGUCGAAACCAAGCAGUCGAAUCCCUUCCAUUUUUCAUAACAUGCUCCGUUCUUUCCUACCCAACAAAGGAAAAACAGGAUUACCAGUUCGACGAUCUCCAUCCGCGGCAGAAGAUAGCAGUGAUCUUUGGACAAGACCAGUGGUUCGGCAAUUUGCAAUGCCGUGGCAUGUGCUGUUCCUUUGUCGACAUCUCCGGCUGCUAAGCGUCUUAAUACCACUAUGUGUGCUGGUGCUACGGAAUUUACCACUGCUCUUCUCAUGGUCCGAUAUCAUACCGGAUGGAUUCUCUGAGAAGCGCAAAAAUGAUCCGGGACAGGCAAUGAUUCCCCAUGCAUCUCAGAGUCGAGAAUGUACAUCCUGCCGCGGCUGUAUCUUUACCCGAAACGGGUAUCUGCGAAAACCAGUGUUGUGCCACAGAUGCUGCGAAAGCAGUGGCGGGGAUCAAGACUCUAAGUAGUUGGACAGACGUCAGUCAAUCGGUGUGCACACCAAGGCGUCAGGUCAAGUGACCAUUGCACUUUAGCUUUCCCGACGCAAUCAAUGGCCGAAAGAGAGAUAAUCCUUAACUGAUGUAUUUCGUCUAGAUCAGUAAAAAGCUCACUGCUGGGCUUGGUCAAAGCCCGAGAGCAAGACUAUUGGGAAA